GCUAAAACGAACUUCAAUCAAUCAAGGACCACGCCGUGCUUUUUUGCCCCUCCACACCCCUCCAUAACUUGUUCUCCUCUCAGUCUUUCACCGUUGAUAGACAUCUCCACUCACUUGUUACGCCCUCUUCGUUCUAUUUGGAUAGAACGUUGAAAAGUUGAAAUAAGAGGACAGAUUUCUGGGUUUCAUCUUCAUCCCUGCCUGUGUUUCUAAUAGGUUUUUUUUUUUUAAUUCUUUUUUUCUUCUUACUUUGCCUUGCAUUUGCAGACUUUUCACUGCCACAUCUCUCCCAAUAUCAUAUAAACUAUGGUUUCUGCAUCAAAGGCUAGGCGUGAAGCCGAGCGUGCUGCGAAGCGUGCUGCAGGCGGUGGGGAAGACAAACCGAAGAAGACCGCCGCUAGCAAGCUUGCUCUCACACCUGGUUCAUCUCGGGCUGGAUCUAAGGCGACUUCCAAAGCGUCCUCAGUGAAUGGUGAAGCUGUUGAGGGUACGGACGAGAGGGCCUUGGCCAAGCUUGAGAAGCUUGCUUUGCAGGAGGACGAGCACGGGCUUUCCGACCGUGUCACUACUGGUGUUCUCUCCUCGUUGGAGUCGUCUCGCGAUGCUAAAAUUUCUUCCGUCUCGCUUGUCUUCCAUGGUAAAGUUCUUAUCCAGGAUACCACACUCGAGUUGAAUUAUGGUCGCCGAUAUGGACUGCUUGGUGAGAACGGUUGCGGAAAAUCGACUCUGUUGAAAUCUGUUGCUAAGCGGGAGUUUCCUAUUCCCGAGCACAUUGAUAUCUAUCUACUCAAUGAGCCUGCCGAUAAGACUAGCUUGGGAGCUCUUGACUACGUUGUUACUCAAGCUCAGGAAGAGCUGAAGAGAUUGGAGACAUUAGCUGAAGAGACAUUGGAGAAUGAGGGUCAUGAUAGUCCGAUUCUGGAAGACCUUUAUGAGCGUAUCGACAGUAUGGACCCCUCGACAUUUGCUACUCGUGCGUCCCUCAUCUUGACCGGUUUGGGUUUCAACCCUGAAACUAUGAAAAAGCACACGAAGGACAUGUCCGGAGGCUGGCGUAUGCGUGUUGCAUUGGCGAAGGCUUUGUUCGUCAAACCCUCUUUACUUCUGUUGGACGACCCUACCGCUCACUUGGACUUGGAGGCAUGUGUGUGGCUUGAGGAGUAUUUGAAGAAAUGGCCACGUACCCUUGUUUUAGUUUCUCAUUCGAUGGAUUUCUUGAAUGGAGUCUGCACCAACAUGAUCGAUAUGAGAAUGAGAAAGCUUAUCUACUAUGGCGGCAACUACGAUGCCUACAUUAAAACCAGAAGUGAGCAAGAGACCAACCAGAUGAAACAAUACAACAAGCAACAGGAGGAGAUUGCACAUAUUAAGAAGUUCAUUGCUUCCGCCGGUACAUAUGCCAAUUUAGUUAGACAAGCCAAAUCUCGUCAGAAGAUUCUUGACAAGAUGGAGGCAGAUGGUCUGAUCGAGAAAGUCAAUCCUGAUCGUGUCUUCUCUUUUCGUUUUGCCGACGUCGAGAAGCUCCCCCCGCCGGUACUUUCGUUUGAUGACGUUACCUUUUCCUACUCUGGUAAUGCUAGGGAUAAUCUUUAUGAAAACCUUGAUCUUGGCGUGGAUAUGGACUCUCGUGUGGCACUUGUCGGCCCCAAUGGUGUUGGGAAGUCGACCCUUCUUAGAAUCAUGACUGGAAAGCUCCAGCCGACAAACGGAUCAGUUAGCCGACACACUCACUUGAAGUUGGGAAUGUACUCCCAGCACUCGGCUGAGCAGCUUGAUCUCACCAAGUCGGCUUUGGACUUUGUACGUGACAAGUACCGAGAGAAGAGUCAAGAUUACCAGUACUGGAGACAACAACUCGGAAAGUACGGUCUGAGUGGAGAUUCUCAGACAGCCUUGAUGGGAACCUUGUCCGAGGGUCAGAAGUCAAGAAUUGUCUUUGCCCUUCUUGCCAUUGAGUCCCCAAAUAUGCUGUUGCUUGACGAACCUACCAACGGUUUGGAUAUUCCUACUAUCGAUAGUUUAGCGGAGGCUAUCAACGCGUUCGAUGGUGGUGUCGUCGUCGUGUCUCACGACUUCAGGCUUCUCGAUAAGAUUGCUAAGGAUAUCCUUGUGUGUGAAAACAAGACAGUUAGGCGAUGGGAAGGUUCGAUCGGUCAAUACAAGAACCACCUCAGAAAGAAGAUGCAGUCUACCGGAGCUGUCUAAACAAAAGUCCUUUGUGUAUUCGGUGUUUUCUUCCUUUUUUCCUUUUCUCUGGUCUCUUUCCUCCUCUUUUCCCUGGACUACAGAAUGAUAGAACGUCCACUGGACUGGUGGGGUGGGGUUGGGAGGUUUAUCAAAUUACGCUUGACGAUAGAUCGAUAGGUCUUGAGAACGAAAUGAGAGUUUUGUUAGGGUAGAGGCGAUGAGAGUAGCUGAUGACGAUAAUGAUUACAAUGAUGAAUAUUUUG
Messenger RNA from Tuber melanosporum (Perigord truffle), 2450 nucleotides. RefSeq lists its product as uncharacterized. The record is from RefSeq and is a predicted model, not a curated record. Gene Ontology annotation, molecular function: ATP binding; ATP hydrolysis activity. NCBI's taxonomy places the organism in Eukaryota, Fungi, Ascomycota, Pezizomycetes, Pezizales, Tuberaceae. The coding region runs from base 307 to 2205 and encodes 632 amino acids. The transcript has 6 exons.